This is a messenger RNA of Lytechinus pictus (painted urchin), 1747 nucleotides long. RefSeq names its product transmembrane protein 141-like. Lineage: Eukaryota; Metazoa; Echinodermata; Echinoidea; Temnopleuroida; Toxopneustidae. The coding region runs from base 124 to 576 and encodes 150 amino acids. The transcript is spliced from 4 exons. The record is from RefSeq and is a predicted model, not a curated record.
GAAAAAUGUGUGAAUAUUUCAGUUCAGGAUUGGUAUUGCGUAACAUAAUAUUUUGCAGUGUGCGAGAUCGCAAGAUCGAGCAAUAAAUUAAUGCGUUCUGGUACGUUUGAAGUGAAAUGAAUAAUGGUUUUGCAGAGUAUUAGAGAUCUUGAUGAUGACGUUUAUCCGGGUGUCCAGGACUAUGCACGAUGCCAGUCAAAGGCGUUUUUGAAGGGCUUUAUUGGUUUUAUAGCAGGAGCCGCUGGUGGAUUAACGGCUAGUAUCUAUGCCCGACAAAGAUAUCCAAGGUUCACUGCUGCUCAUACAGUCUCUGCAAUAGCAGGUGGAGCCAUUACCUGCGGCUACCUGGUGGCAUCCAUAGCAUCCAGAGACUGCCAGAAGAAAUGGGUGAGAACAGCUCAAGCAUCAGGUUACAACGAUGACAACGUUACAUCUCCUAGAACAGUCACAGCAGAGCAAUCUAUCGCACCACAGCCGUUACAGGGAAACACUUCAAAUGCAGUUGCGGCACACGGAGGACAAGACAAGUUUGAUGGACCGGUUUCGAAGAACAAAUAUGGAGAUACUAUGGAUUAACCCAUGAAUAGUUUGGAAGACUGGUAUUCAGUGAUGAACUUGUCUGGUUGCCAGCUUCAGCAAUAUGCAGAUGGGACAGUGUUGGGGCCUUUCAAUAAAACUCGACAUUUUGUGACCUAAAGAUAGUAAAGACUUGCUGCAUGGCUUGGUUUCUUCAUACUGCCAGAAUUUAGAUAAAAUAUUUUAGAAUUUUUCUUUCCUGUCCAGAUCUAACAAUGAUUAUGUAAAACUGAAUGGAAAGAAUAGAAAUCUAUUUAAUUUUUCCAUCCAUCAUUUAAAAAGAGACUUUCCAUUAAUAUACACAUGCAGAUUAAAUUCCAAAAUGAUUGGGCUACAGUGUAUGCAGAUGAACCCUAUAAAGACUGGGCUAUUUUGAUGCCUGAAUAGUCGGGUUGGGGGUUUGGGGAGAGGUUGAUUCAGUCUAAAUGUCAAAACGAUGUGGUAGGCACAAAGGAAAAUAAGUUGUGAAACGUCUUCUCACAAUAUUUAUCACAAGAAAUGUUGGGGUGUUGGGGGUGAAUUAGCCCCCUCCCCAGCCUCUUAAGGGUAAAUUGAGAUACACCUGUAUUCACCUAGAUGUGUUUGAUUCCUCCGACACCAUUUCUGCAAAAGUUGCUACAUAGGCACUCACCUGUUCAUUUAUAUCAUCGUGAUAUCUCAACGUAAAUAUAUAUGCAUUUAUUUAUUCAUUGGCCUGACCUCCUUUGCAAGGCAUCGGUCUGCACUUUGCCUCUCUUCACCCAGGUGAUAAUGGAUAGGAGACGAGUGCCGAUGUAGUAUGCUUAGUGUUUCAAUAAGGCUGGAAACCAGGCCAAUUUUUUUUUUCAGGGGUUAUUUUUCACAACCUGCUGCCUAAUUCUGCAACAUUGUAUAACCUUUAACAUUGCAGUGUAUGGGAAUUAUCUGGGCUCCCUUGUUUUAGUUUCCAAGGCUUUUUUAAAAGCAUUUUGGGGGCUAAAUCACCCUAUUAAAGCCCCUGUGUAAUUGUUUUCCCUGAUGGAAACUCUUGUUGGAAUGCACCUCAGGAAGUGGAGAAAGUGCAAGUCUGAACAUGUAAAGUUGUGUGCUAGGAAGCCAGGAUGACUGAGGACUCUGAUAAUACAAAGAUGUUGUUUUGAUAUAUUAUGCAUUAUAUAAAUCAUGUUCUUAAUAAAUUCAAAUUUAUGAUAUA